AAGAAGAAGCAGUAACGUUAGCAAUGGCGAUAUUUGCAGUGAUCUUGGUGCGAAAAUAUACAACAAAUGUCUCCACUGGACGCAUUCGUGAUCAUUGAAGCUAAUAUUUUGUUUGUGUCAAUAGCCCAAUGUCUGUCUGUGUUAGAAAAGGCAUAUCGUCCAAUUAGUUAGCGUCCUUUGCAGCAGUUUAGUCGUGUGUUAUUACAAACCGCUAGCUGGAGCUGAAAGAGCAACCAUAAUUUCAUUGUUUAACCUUUAGUUUCGUUGUCGUUUUCUGAUAAAUAACCAUGCCGCUAGGUUUGAAACCGUGCUGUGCAGUCUGCAAGACGAACUCUUCGUCUAUGUGGAAAAAGGGAAAUCAGGGAGAGAUCCUGUGUAACAACUGCACAGGAAAGAGCAGCAGCGGAGGAGCAUCAGGACCCUCAAUGUCCUCCAACACUCAGCCCAGCAAUGGCGGAGGAAAACAGUCUAAGCAGGAAAUCCACAGAAGGUCUGCACGUCUGAGAAGCACCAAGUACAAAGCUCCAGCCUCUGAGAAGAAGGUAUCAACAAAAGGAAAGGGAAGAAGACACAUAUUCAAGCUAAAAAAUCCAAUUAAAGCACCAGAAUCAGUCGCAACGAUUAUCACAUCAGAAUCAGUGUUUUAUAAGGGUGUGUACUACCAGAUUGGAGAUGUGAUAAAGGUAACGGAUGAGGAUGACGGGAAGCCUUACUAUGCUCAGAUUCGAGGUUUCAUACAGGACCAGUAUUGUGAAAAAAGUGCCGCCCUGACCUGGUUAAUCCCCACCCAGGCCAGUCCAAAGGACUUCUUUGACCCUGGGACAUACAUAGUUGGUCCAGAAGAGGAUUUGCCAAGGAAAAUGGAGUACCUUGAGUUUGUGUGCCAUGCCCCCUCUGAAUAUUUUAAGUCCCGGAGCUCUCCGUUUCCCACCAUUCCCAUCCUACCAGAGAAGGGCUACAUCUGGACUCACAUAGGAGCAGCACCCACCCACACUGCUAAAGAGUCUACAAGCAGCAGCAGUUAACAGGACUGUGAUAUGGACUUAGUCUGUUGGUUUUAAACAGACGUUUGUAUAUUUUUGUAACAUAAUGAGAAUAAAACGAAAAUGGUUGUGUUUGCAACAUCCAUAACUUCAGAAUAAGGACAAAUAAAAAACGUAAUUAUUUCUGAUAAAUUCAUCACACAACUGCAACAGUUGCAUUUACUUUUGUAUUUGGUUAUAAGAAAGCUGUUUCUACUACUGUUUCUCUCUGUUAAUUCAACUGUUAAUAAAGAA
Molecule: messenger RNA, 1277 nt
Organism: Cheilinus undulatus (humphead wrasse)
Lineage: Eukaryota; Metazoa; Chordata; Actinopteri; Labriformes; Labridae
Gene: gatad1
Product: GATA zinc finger domain containing 1
Exons: 5
Coding region: 288-1025 (245 amino acids)
Biological process (GO): chromatin organization; regulation of DNA-templated transcription
Cellular component (GO): nucleus
Molecular function (GO): sequence-specific DNA binding; zinc ion binding
Source: RefSeq, a predicted model, not a curated record